AGGGGCAACCUCUCCAAACAAGAGAAGCUCGACUUCAUCUCCGCAAUCAAGUGCAUGCAAACCCUCCCCUCCCAAAUGGAACCAGACUUCUACCCGGACGCCAAAAACCGCUGGGACGACUUCACCGUCGCCCACCUCCUCAACACCCCGGACAUCCACUGGUCCGGCCUGCUCCUCCCCUGGCACAGACACUUCACCUGGGUCGUAGAAACCGCACUUCGCGAGGAGUGCAACUACCCCGGUUACAUGCCAUACUGGGACUACAGCAAGUACCUCGACCGCCCCUUUGAACAAAACCCUCUGUUCGACGGCUCGGAGACUUCGAUUGGCGGGAAUGGAACCGGUCCGAAUUACUGCAUCGAAGACGGACCAUUCGUGGAUUUUCAGGUGAACAUCCCGCCCCCGGAUGACACGGCUAGCAUUCAGCCGAAUCCGAGGUGUAUCAAGCGGAAUGUGGUGGCGGAUGCCGCGGGGAAAUACUUGACGUAUUCGAAUGUUUCCGAUUUGCUCACGAAUCAUGAUGACAUUGUCUCGUUCCACUAUGAGCUCGAGAAGAACAAUGGGUACCACGUCGUUCCUCACAGCUACAUCGGAGGUCUGCAGGGGAACAUCUACCGCUCUUCUCAAGAUAUGUUCUUCUUCUUCCAUCAUGCAUGUCUGGAUCGUCUAUGGUCCAUCUGGCAAGCCCUCGACUUCGAAUCUCGGACCUACACCUUGGACUCCGACACCUACUUCCCGACCCGCGAGGUGUUCAAUCUGACUGGCGUUCCGGAGGCUCGACUCGAUAUGACAUUGUACAUGUCUCCCAUCUUCCAGAAUUACACCGUGAGAGAUGCCAUGAGCGCUACGGGCGGACCUUAUUGCUAUCAAUACGAGUAG
Molecule: messenger RNA, 879 nt
Organism: Zymoseptoria tritici IPO323
Lineage: Eukaryota; Fungi; Ascomycota; Dothideomycetes; Mycosphaerellales; Mycosphaerellaceae
Exons: 5
Molecular function (GO): oxidoreductase activity
Source: RefSeq, a predicted model, not a curated record